AUGGAUCUGAUGGAUGGAUUCUAUCAAAUCCUCAAGCGUGAACGGGAUGUCCCUUACACAGCAGUGAUCACCCCCAGUGGUUUGCUCCGGGAGUGGCUAGUGAUGCCACAGGGGCUAAAUAACGCCCCCGCAACGUUUAACAGAUGUGUUACGAAUCUGUUGCGAUCGGUGCAAGAUUUUGCACCGAGUUACUUUGACGAUGUCUUCGUCCGUAGCUGGGACAUGGAUGAAAAGACGGACGUUCGCGAACAACUUAUGCUCUCGCAUUGGAGUAACAACCUUCCGGACGUGGAUUCUUUGGAGGCUCAAAGAAUCCACGUCCGGAAGGUUGUUACUCCAAUGCGAGAGCAUAAGUUGUUUGCGAACCUCAAGAAGUUUAUAUUCGCAGCGAGCGAAUUACCACUUCUUGGCUGCAUCGUGACUAAAAACGGUCUACGCCCUGAUCCGGAAAAGAUCAAGGCGAUUAGCGAAUAG
Peronospora matthiolae is the source of this 474-nucleotide messenger RNA. The record is from the annotation of a GenBank genome assembly. Lineage: Eukaryota; Oomycota; Peronosporomycetes; Peronosporales; Peronosporaceae.